CCCCGCCCGGCCUGGCCCCGCCGGCCCGCCCGCGCGCCCCCCCGCCGUUGGCGCCGGCAUGUCGGGCCCCGGGCCGCGGGAGCCGCCGCAGGCGGGCGGGCCGGCGGGCCCCGAGGGCGCGGACGCGGCGCUGGGCGAGGCGGGGCUGAGCUUCACGACCACCGACCUGAGCCUGGUGGAGAUGACGGAGAUCGAGUACACGCAGCUGCAGCACAUCCUCUACUCGCACAUGGAGGCGGCGGCGGCCGACGGCGAGCUCGAGACGCGCCUCAACUCGGCCUUCCUGGCGGCGGCGGCGCCGGGCGCGGCGGCCGGGGGCUUCGCGGCGGCGGGGGGCGCGGCGGCGGCGGCGGCGGCGACGGGGGGCGCGGCGCCCGUGUACCCCGUGCUGUGCCCGCCCGCGCUGGCCGACGGCGGCUUCGCGGGCGCCAACCCGUGCCUGGGCCACAUCGACUUCCAGGAGCUGCGCAUGAUGCUGCUGAGCGAGGCGGGCGCGCCCCCCGCCGCCGAGAAGACGCCGGGCGCCGACGGCCCGGGCCCGGGCGCACCCCGGCCCAAGGCGCCCGACGGCGCCGGCAAGGAGAACGCGGAGGGCGCGCCCGAGGCGCGGGCCAAGUCGGCAGUGCGCGUCCGCCUGGAGGACCGCUUCAACAGCAUCCCCGCCGAGCCCCCGCCCGCCCCGCGCGGCGCCGAGCCCCCCGAGCCCGGCGUGGCGCUCAACAAUUUGGUGACUCUUAUUCGACAUCCGUCCGAAUUAAUGAACGUUCCUCUUCAUCAGCAACAAAACAAAUGCACAACACUGGUGAAAAACAAGACCGCUGCGGCCGCUACUGCUUUGCAGUUUACAUGCCCUCUGUUCACUGCAAAUGCGUGCUCUGCUGCUGGGACUUCGAGUCUCUCACAAACACAGAGCUCUAGUAACUCAUGUUCUGUACUUGAAGCUGCCAAGCAUCAGGAUAUUGGAUUGCCUCGAGCGUUUUCCUUCUGCUAUCAGCAAGAAAUUGAAUCCACUAAACAGACUCUGGGGAGUAGAAACAAAGCUUUGCCUGAGCAGGUUUGGAUUAAAGUAGGAGAAGCGCUCUGUAAACAGGCCCUAAACAGGAGGAACCGGAGCAGGCUACGCCAGCUGGACGCCAGCGGGGAGCGCCGGGCGCUCGGAGAGAUUCAGAACGUGGGCGAAGGCCCCGCGGCCGCGCAGGGCCCCUGGCAGCCCGAGUCCUCGCAGUCCAGCCUCGGGGAGCAGCCGCAGGGCGGGCCCCAGGGAGGGAGGUCCCAGCGGCGGGAGAGGCACAACCGCAUGGAAAGAGACAGGAGGCGCAGGAUCCGCAUCUGCUGUGACGAGCUGAACCUCUUGGUCCCGUUCUGCAACGCCGAGACGGACAAGGCGACCACCCUGCAGUGGACCACGGCCUUCCUCAAGUACAUUCAGGAGAGACACGGGGACUCUCUUAAGAAGGUUCAUGUCGUUUGAAACCUGCGGGAAAAUGACCAGAAUAGUGCCCAGAGCCCCUCGGCAGCCUCCCUGGUUUGCCCAGAGUCGCCGGCUGUCGACGUCGUGCCCCACUUGCUCGGCCUCGUGCUGCCAACCCGUCCGAAGGUGACCCGCAGGCACCUGCUCCUCGCCAGCCGCGCACCGCCGUCCGUGACCACGAGGCGUCCGAAGUCGUUGCGCGUAGCCAGAGGCGAUGGUCCGGUCGGGAAGCUCGGCCGGGACCUGAGACCCAGCCGAGUCAAGGUUAACUUGCGCCUCUUGUCCCAGUCGUAGCCUCUGCAGAGCUUGUCCUGGUCCAGGUCGGUCCAGGAUUGCUGCUGUCGUGCAGUUGCUGGGAGGUGACAUCGUGGGGUCAUGGCCUUGAACCCCAACAGAGGCUCUGGAGGCUGCAGGACAGCCUCUCCCCGCACCCCCGUGCCUCCCUGCCCUCUCGCCGGUCACUUGGCGUCGCCGGGCAGGAUGGUGGCGCUGCCUCCCCCCUGCUCCCUCGGAGGUCGGGCUGGGGGCUGCCCGCCCUCUGCCCCCUUUUCCUUGGGCACCAGCCCCAGAUUUUCGCUGCGAUCGUGCCGUUACUUCUCCCUUUGCUGUCUGGUAGGAGGACUCUGUCGUCACGUUUAUCGACCACACUGUCAUCAGUGAAGAUGGCAGCUUUUCAAACCUUGCGGAGACUUCUGUGUUGACCUCCCUCCCGCGUGGUCCGGUUUUCCAAGGUGUGUGUUUAUCUGAAAAGGACGUGCGUCCUCAGUUUGGCAGAUUCUUUAGUUUUAUUGGGUAGAAAUGAUGGUUCGUGAUUCGGUCCGUCCUCUCCUCUCCUGCCCGUCGGCCCCGUCGCUCCGAGAGCCCGUGUGGCACCUCCCACGGCCUCCGGGCUUGUCCGUCCCCGGGGGCAGCCGUCAGGGUGGCCAUGCGCCCGGUGCGCACCCUCCUGCCGGGCCCCACAGAUUCGUCGCCCCCUGGGUUUUGUUAACCCUUCGCCUUUACCUCUCUGGACGGCACCAGCGCGCUUCCUCUUCCCACCUUGCUGGCGUAGUCGCUUGGCGUGUGAGCAGAACCAUCUUCCUUUUGCCCACUGAAAAUGCGAUUUUUAUUGUGGGCACUCUCCUGUGUGCACAUCUAAUGGGAACAUCACCUUUAAGCAGACGCCAUCUCAAGGUGUUGCUGAGUUGUAAAAAUGCCUUAAAACUCCGUUCUUUCGCUUGGGUUUUGUUGAAGCAGCUGCUAGUGCAGAGAGCAGGGUAACAGCUACUGCUCACCUCUGGCGAAGCUGCGGGUGGGACACGUCUGCUUGUCUCCCUCUCAGGUCACCCCAAGUCCCCGUGAGUCGAGUCCCAGGGACCUCAUGAGGGUCUCGCUUGAGGUACAGCUUAACCCCACUUCUGGCAGAACUAUUCACAGGAAAGGAAAGGGGGUGGCCCAGGGCUUAGCCUCAUCGGCGUGUAAAGACCGUCCAGAAAAUGCCUUGAAGUUCUUCCUCAUGUCUGAGAAAUGAUUCUUUUCUUCUCUCUGGCCUCUGUCUAGUUAUCCUGAAGGCAAAUUCUACCUUCUCAAAUAUAGGCAAAUAUUUUAUAUUAGGGCUUUGGCUGUCGGAAUAUAGGCAGUUAUCGAACCAUGGUUCAUCUUAAAUUACAUGAAGACCCAUUGGGAUGCUUUUAAAUUUGGGGAAGAAAAUUAGACUACAUUUGUAUAUUGGAGUUCCUGUUGUGGCGCAGUGGUUAACGAAUCCAGCUAGGAACCAUGAGGUUGCAGGUUCGAUCCCUGGCCUCGCUCAGUGGGUUAAAGAUCCGGCAUUGCCGUGAGCUGUGGUGUAGGUUGCAGAUGUGGCUCGGAUCCCGCGUUGCUGUGGCUCUGGCGUAGACUGGCGGCUACGGCUCCGAUUCAACCCCUAGCCUAAGAAUCUCCAUAUGUCACGGGAACGGCCCAAGAAAUAGCAAAAAGACCAAAAAAAAAAAAAAAAAAAAAUUUGUAUGCAGCUAUAGCUUCUGCGUGUACGGGGUGACUGCAAGUGGCAGGUGGCCUUGGUGGCAGUGGCGCUUCGGCAGGCGGACAGGGGGAGUGCUCCAGCCCUUCCAGUUGCCUCGGAAGUUAGAGCAGUGGCAGCAGAGUGCUUACGCCUUCCUGCCUGGACGCGAAUUAAACAUGAACCUACGGGCGUCCAGCAAAACAAGACAAACAACGCGAUUUAAAAAUGGGCAAGACAGUUGACUAGACGUUUCUCCAAAGAAGAGAGACGCGUGGACGGUAAGCACGUGAGAAGACGCUCACCUUUCCCGAUGAUCAGCGAGCGCCCACCCAAAGUGCCUGGAUGGGUGUGAGACCCCUCGUCACCCCUGCGGCUGUGGUGAAGCCAAAUAACACGGGUCGGUGAGGAUGUGGAGAAUCCGAACUCCUGGGCUUGCCGGGAGGGGCGGAAACAGCGCCGCUGCACGGGAGACAGGUGCUGGUUCCUCCGAAAGAUGAGACGUGGCAUCCGCAUGUCCACGCGUGCGGGUUUACCCGCAGGGCUGGAGAGCGGGCCCUCGAACAGGCGCGUGUACACCGCGGGGCGGGCGAGCCGCAUUCGCCCCCGGGCCCAGAGCUGGAAACACUCCGCGUGUCCGCCCACAGAACACCUGCAGGCGUGGGUUCCUCUCCAGCCGCGGCCCGGAGGGGAGGAAGGCGUGCGUCUCCCCGUGCGGGCGGACCUCGAAGCAGGAGGCUGGACGAGAAAAGCGACGCAGAAAGCCAAGUACGAUGUGAUCGCACUCCAGCGAAGGACCGAGAGCCGUCAGAUCGGAGUCAGAACGGGGAAGGCUGGGGCCAGGGGCCGGGGAGCAGACGGGGAGCUGGCGCUGCGUGGGGACAGAGUUUCACUUCGGGAAGCUGAGAGAGUUCUGGAGAUGGGUAGUGGUGAUGGUUACAUGACAGGGUGCAUGGACUUAAGCCACUGAGCCGUGCCCUUG
Molecule: messenger RNA, 4431 nt
Organism: Sus scrofa (pig)
Lineage: Eukaryota; Metazoa; Chordata; Mammalia; Artiodactyla; Suidae
Source: RefSeq, a predicted model, not a curated record